Molecule: messenger RNA, 1733 nt
Organism: Sycon ciliatum
Lineage: Eukaryota; Metazoa; Porifera; Calcarea; Leucosolenida; Sycettidae
Product: sperm-associated antigen 7 homolog
Exons: 8
Coding region: 385-1002 (205 amino acids)
Molecular function (GO): nucleic acid binding
Source: RefSeq, a predicted model, not a curated record
UUUUCGCUUUCCAUUGAGUUUGUUUAUGAUGAGUGUACAUAUCUGUCAGCUGUGUGAACUUGACUGUGAAGGAGCUUCUGCUUGUUCAUUAUUUUGCUAUCACUAUUUUGUCCUGUUGGGGUUGUUGUGAGAUAGGCUUAUCUCCAUUGCCUCUACUCUCUCGGUGAAACUACACCACUGAAUGUAUUUCUAUAGCACGUUGGUCAAUCUACCAACUACUGGUUACGUGAUUUCACGAGAUGGAUCUGCUGGGAUCGAUAUUGGGUCCAUGAAAGGACCACCGUCUAUUGACAGCAAGGAGAAACAGGCUGCCAAAGAUGAAAAAGAAAAACUGAAAAAGCAGAAGACCGAGCAGCGGAAGAAGAUGCUUAAUUCCGUCGAAAAAUGGAUUUGAAGAUCAACAAGUUCUGCCAGAGCGAUGAGACGACAAAGUUGGAGUUGGAGCCCAUGAAUCAAGUGGAACGCAGUGCUGUACAUGAGAUAGCCGACAUUGCUGGCCUAGUUAGCUUUGCUUUUGGAGAGGAAGACGUUAAUCGGCAUCUCAUUAUAUGGAAGAAGGAGCAGGCACCGUGCGAUGCAGAGUUAGCGGCGCUAAGGGCGGGCGUGCCGUACGACCCCGCAGCAGUAGCAGCAGCAGCAGAGGCAGCAAAGCAGAGUGCAUCUGCUACUAGGCUGGCUCGACCUAAGCCUGAAAUUGCACCGAACAGCGACUACAUGAACAAAUACAAGAAGAUUAUUGGCAACGAGACCGAGGAGAAGGUUGCACUAAGCGUAGAUGGCACCAAGGUGUUUGGCUGUGUGCCCGUUUCAUUAAAGCGAGACUCUCGCUCCAUCGAGGUGGCGAUGGAUGAAAUUCGUUCUCGCAAGAAAAGCCGUCCAGCAGAUGGCGCGCCGACACCCUCUUCGACUUCUGCAAGCACCGCCGUGGCAGCGGCAUCUGCUUCCGAUGCACCAACACAACCAAACCCUGUGCAACCAUCCGCCGACACUGGCUCACCUUGACUGUACUGGCCAUCCCAUUUAACUUACUUGACACACUCCGGAACGCAUCAUAUCUACUAUCAGUGUAACUUGAACAGAGAAUGAAAGAUCGAGUGUACUACCCAUGCAUGUACAUGUACUUGUAUUAGUAAAUAGGUCUAUAGCUAGGUAGUAGGUAUGUACUUGGACAAAUUUUGAAUUUGCUUUUGUAGGCCCAAACUGCUUACUAUUUUAAUAUAGCAACAAGGAUGACGAAUGCUUACAGUGCAAUUAGUCGUCCUUGUUGCUAACUGUUAUAUUAAAACUGCUGUCUCCGAAACGCUUGUUUGCUUACUAUUGUCCCCACAUUUCUGUCUGUAGUAUUCCUGUACAUAUUGUUGUUGUUGUUGUUGUUGUUAUUGAACAUUGCUUCUUAAUCAUGAUCAUCGUUGCCUGGCGUAUGACCAUGGUUAUGACCAUGACUAUGUAUAUACAUGUAUGGUCUGUGUGUUUCGAAGCAGCCUAAACCUACCUCUGUAAAUAGUAUGUACAGUCGUCAUGUUGUCGCAUACCACAUUGAAUUUUGGUGUAACUUACAUAUACCAUUGCUUGAGGUUUGAGUAACGUCAGUUUUACUGUGCUCUCCGCAUACAUGUAGCUGGUAGUAUUGCCUGGUGGUGCCGGUGGUGCUGCUGCUGCUGCUGCUAUUUUGUUUUCGUGGCAUCCACCAGUUUAGACAUUUUGUAUCUGACCAAGAGUCCAUAAUCACAUCA